CGAGCUUUUUCUCCGCUCGUCUCUCCUCCUCGGGCCCCGCGCCCGGUGCAUGGAGAAGCAGGGCAGGAUGGACUGCCCCGCGCUGCCCCCGGGCUGGAAGAAGGAAGAGGUGAUCCGCAAGUCGGGCCUCAGCGCCGGCAAGAGUGAUGUAUACUACUUCAGUCCAAGUGGUAAGAAGUUCAGAAGCAAGCCUCAGUUGGCAAGAUACCUGGGAAACACUGUUGAUCUCAGCAGUUUUGACUUCAGAACGGGAAAGAUGAUGCCCAGUAAAUUGCAGAAGAACAAACAGAGACUAAGGAAUGAUUCUCUCAAUCAAAAUAAGAUUGAGGCUUUCAACGGAUAUUGA
Molecule: messenger RNA, 346 nt
Organism: Strigops habroptila (Kakapo)
Lineage: Eukaryota; Metazoa; Chordata; Aves; Psittaciformes; Psittacidae
Product: methyl-CpG-binding domain protein 2-like
Exons: 3
Coding region: 50-346 (98 amino acids)
Molecular function (GO): DNA binding
Source: RefSeq, a predicted model, not a curated record